CGUCGUGGUUUCGGUUGGCUGGGAGGAAGAGGAAUAACGAAUGUGGGAGCCAAGAAGAAUUCCUCGUUGGCGGACGGCAUACAAUAUUCACAGGAUUUCUGAAACCUUUAUACGGACUACACAUGUUUCCCUUGGAAAUUUAAGUUUUCCUCACGUAUCCCCGGGUCGGAUAAGAUGCUCUGUGUGAUGGAGGCGGCUCAUCAUCGCUGAUGCAGUGAAAAACAACUUAAUUCUGUUGGCAUAAGGAUAAACAUAUAUUUUUGUGGCAGGUCUGUGAUUUGAGUGGCCUUUAAACUUUGCUGUGAUUGGUCCAGAGAAUCAGAGAGGGUGUGUCCUUUCUCACCAAGGAAAUGACCGUGGGAUAAAAAGGAAGCAACAGCAGUCUGGAGCUUGUACAUCCAUUCUCCCUCUUACUAAACAGCAUCGAUCCCUAUCCAGGAUGCUCUCUCCAGCGCAACCCCUGCUGCCCUCUUUGGUCCUGAGACUACACUGGGCUCCAUGAGCAUGUACAGAGAUACAGGGGUGUGUGCCACCCCUCUCUCCCAACCCCUUCCUCCUCCCCACCUCCGUCUACCCCUCCAUAAUGGUCACUCUUCCAUGGGUGACCAACCCCCACCACGUAUCUCAGUGCCCAAAAUGGGGGUUCGAGCUCGGAUUGCAGAGUGGCCUCCACGCAGGGCACUGUCCCGAGAAUCACUGCUUGAGAACGGCCACCAGAGCGGGCAUCAUGAAGACUUCGGCAAUGAGGGUGGCUUUGCACAUGGGGGCGAUAUAAGGUUCCCCCAGCGAGCCACAAGGGACGGUGAGUUCCAUUCGUUCACCCCGUUACGACUACGUUCCAGCAGCGAGAUUACACUGAGUGAACAAGAUGAAGCAGAAAUCGAAGGACGAUUAUUCCGGGAAUAUGGGAGUACCUCUUCCAUCAACGUGCAGGCGGUGUCUGAACAAAGCUUCUUUGAUAUGCUCAGCCAGUUUCAACAGGAACGACCGGACCAGCGCAGUACAGCCCCUGAAAAGUUUGGAGAGCUACUUGGUGUGCCAGUUUCUUUUGACAGACAUGCCUUCUCGACGACUCCUCGCCCUGAUGACCGCCCUGAGAAUCGCGUACGCAAAAAAAGCGGAGGCACAGAGUCAUCUCUUGGCACCGCCUCCCUAUUCCGUAAACUCCGCAACUCCAGCAGAGUUGAAACAGAAACCCCGCGGGGUGAUACAGAUGAUACACGAGCCCCAGAAACAUUGUCUUCCAAACCCUGGCUUUGUGUGCGAAGUUUUGCCCACUAUGACGCUCAGAGCAUUCUUUUUGACUUGCACGAGGCAGCGGCUUCCCGGAGCUACGCCGCCCAGCGGAGAAACACGGCCACCGGAGCCUCGGCCGCAUCAUCCGCUGCUUCCUCUGCCGCUGUUUCUUUGGCAGUUUCCAGAGCUCUUGCUCUAGGGGGCGUAGAGCCCAGCUUUUCCAGCACUGAUGACCUCAGUGUUAAGGACCUCUCGGAGGGAUCAACUCUAGACCUGGAAAACUCAGAACAGGGUGGUUCAGCCAACGUUAACCCCAAUUCUCAGCACCAGUUGUUGCUGAGCUGCCCGCACUUCCUCAACGAGACUGGAAGCUUUAGGGAGCGCAAUGUCAGCUUUCUGAGCUCGUGGGCGGAGCGUGGAGAGACUGGCGUGGUAGAGGCCAGGCUGCGUCCCCGCUGCAGCAAUGCCAGUGUGUCCAAACUGGAGGCGCUGCCAGAAGAUCAGGCCACCAGGUUAGAAAGACUGCAGCAGCACUGCAUCGAGCACGUUGACCUGGGGGCUAGAUACUACCAAGAGCACUUCUUUGGAAAAGAGCACUGGAACUACUUUGGUACUGAUGAGAAGCUGGGGCCCGUGGCUCUGAGCAUCCGCAGAGAGAAACUGGACGAUACCAAAGACUUGAAAGAUCAGUAUCAGUACCGCAUCAUCUUCCGCACCAGUGAGCUGGUCACGUUGCGAGGAGCGAUCCAGGAAGAUGCGGUUCUGUCCACGGCGAAGCACGGAAAGGUUUCUGGUUUGCCUCUGAAGGAAGUUCUGGAGUAUGUGCUUCCAGAGCUCAGUGUGUCCUGUCUGCGACUGUCCCUCAACACGCCCAAGGUCACGGAGCAGCUUCUCAAACUGGAUGAGCAGGCGCUUUGUCAUAAACACAAAGUGGGCAUCCUGCUGUGUCGGGCAGGACAGAGCACUGAGGAGGAGAUGUACAACAAUGAAGAAGCUACACCAGCCUUUACUGCCUUCAUGGAGCUGCUGGGAGAAACUGUGUGUCUGAAGGGAUUUAACAAAUAUGCUGCCCAGCUAGAUACCAAAACGGACUCAACUGGAACACAAUCUCUAUAUACCACCUAUCAAGACUACGAGAUCAUGUUUCACGUGUCCACCAUGCUUCCAUACAUGCCCAAUAAUCCUCAACAGCUCUUGAGGAAGAGGCACAUAGGAAACGAUAUAGUCACUAUUAUAUUCCAGGAGCCUGGAGCUCACCCGUUUACUCCACAGAACAUUCGCUCUCACUUCCAGCACGUGUUUGUCAUCGUCCGCGUGCACAACCCUUGCUCGGACAACACCUGCUAUAGUGUGGCGGUGACGCGCAUGAAGGACGUCCCUCCAUUUGGCCCGCCUCUGCCUCCCAAUGGCAUGAUGUUUCGUGACCCAGCUGCCUUCCGUGCCUUCCUGCUAGCCAAGAUUAUCAACGCAGAGAACGCCGCGCACAAAUCCGAAAAAUUCCACACGAUGGCGGCUCGUACGCGCCAGGGGUACCUGCGAGAUCUGGCGGACAACUGUGUUUCUACAAAUUUGGUGGACAAGGCCGGUAAGCUGAUCACUCUCGUCACUCUGGCCUCCAAACGCAAGGAACGCGUGCGGGCACGAGAGGGGGCGGAGAUGAGUGCCGCGGGAGCGCUUGUUUGGCACGUACUUGCGCAGGACUUUAGUGGUGGAGGUGCAGAAUUGCCCUGUGCACUUGCCAUCUCCAAUGAGUAUGUAGUACUAGCGGACUUCUCUAGCAAAGAGGUGGUGUUUAAUUGUUUCUGUGCUGACGUCAUUGGAUGGACAGCAGAGAGGCUUGCACUGAAGAUUUACUACGGCAGAGGAGAUCACGUAGCCUUACGGGUGCCUGAGGGCAAUGCCCAAGACAUCAGAGAGGUGGUGCAGAGACUGAAGGUAUUGACUGUAGGUUGUGAGACGGUGGAUAUGACGUUACGUCGUAACGGUUUAGGUCAGCUUGGUUUCCAUGUUCGACUGGAUGGAACUGUGUCUGAAGUUGAGGAAUACGGUUUCGCCUGGCAGGCGGGUCUCCGGCAGGGUAGCCGUUUGGUGGAGAUAUGUAAGGUUGCAGCGGUGACACUUUCCCAUGACCAGAUGAUUGACCUACUGCGGACAUCAGUCACCGUUAAAGUGGUCAUCAUUCCACCUUAUGAAGAGGGAGGAGCCCGCAGGGGCUGCACAGAGGAGUUCGAGAUGAAGAUGAUGGAGCAGAAAGGAGAAGCGGAGCCUGUAGCCGCAAGUUAUCGCAGUGGGCAGCGGACACCAGUAUGGCGUUGGGACAGCCCUCCUGGGACACACAGCUCCACUCAGCGUUGGGCCCCAAGCGGAGGCCCACCUGCAGUCCCGAGUCGUACACAGAAAGCACUGGUGCCCAUUCCAUACAGAGAACCCCAACACAUCUCAGCUAAACGGCCUGUCAGUUACCCAGAGAACCAGUACAGCGUUUCUCCUGUCGGGGCAGACAGAGGGAUGGUGUACAGAAACCCAUCUGCAAGUUUCUCCAACACAGGCUCUGGCUUCGGCUCCAACGCACUGGGGGUCCCAGGGCUCGGUGGACCCUUUGUUCGCUAUAAACCUUCUCCGGACAGGUUUGGACCUGUCCCUCGAUCGGUCCAACAGUUUGACCCACAUGUUACUGUCGAUGUGUCCAGUGGCGAGUCCUCAUCUGGCUUUACAAGCCAAGAGAGCACGAUGGAGCGCAACAAGUCAGAGGCCGUGUGGCAUGUCGCUUCCUCAUCACGAGGUGUAACGGUGAGCUCAGCUCCUAGAAGACAGACCCGGCAGGACGUUCCAGGGAAAGACUCUCCAAAUCGGCACUCUAAGGGUGAAACGCAAUACUCCAGUCACUCUAGCAGUAACACUCUCUCCAGCAAUGCCUCCAGCAGUCACAGCGAUGAGCGCUGGUUUGACGGGAUGGGAGGAGGGGUUUCGGGUGCCCUCGGUGACCAUUUAGACCCUGAUCCCGACCCCAUAGGCAAAGGAGGCUCCAGCGACAGUGGCAUUGAUGCAUCUCUCUACACGCCCAGCCCUAGCGCUAAAGGAGCCAAGCCCAGCCGCAGCCACACAGGAACUCCCCACAAACCUCUGCACGGCUCUGCUACAUACAGCGGCUUGCAGGAACUGGUGGGUGCAGGGGAGGGCCAUCGCAAGGAGUCGUCACCCAUCAUUCCUACAUCUGCCAGUCAAAGCAAAUAUCGCACUCGCACGUUUCCCCCUCCAGGAUCAAGCAAUGCAGACAACUUCAAACCACGGGCCUGCUUUACUCCUCAAGGGUAUAAGACCCCUGGUGCGGCUGAAAACCCCCGACCGUUGAGAGCUUUGACUACCACACCCACCUCCAGCUCCGCCCAGCUGUCAAGCUCCGCCCCUAAGUCCUUAAGUAAACACAAACAAAGUGUAUGGCACCAGGAGGAGAACAGUUCAGGAUCUAGUCCCACGACCAAUGACAACAAGCAGGUGGACAUGAACAGUAAAAACGUUUUUGGACAGCCUCGAUUGCGCGCCUCUCUGAGGGACCUGCGCUCACCACGAAGAGCUCACAAGAGCACUAUUGAAGACGACUUGAAAAAGCUCAUCAUCAUGGACAACCCCACAGAUACGCCGUCACGAGACGCAUCUCCUCAUCGGACUCUGCAACGCACUUUCUCGGAUGAGAGUCUGUGUAGUGGCCGGAGAGAUGCUAGUUACGCAAGCACACCCCUUUUUGAAGGGCAAGUACCACCCAGUGACUUGCUCUUCACCUGCACGCUGCCCACUCGACGGCACGGACACAACACCAACCACGGACCCCUUAUGCCCAUUAAGAAAAUACCAUUGUCAGCCUCAGAGUUGUCUCUGACUGAAGUGAGGGAUAAGGUUCCACCUCUCCGAAGGCUUGACCCUGGACUCAUGCCCCUUCCUGACACUGCCUGUGGUUUGGAGUGGUCCAGCCUUGUCAAUGCAGCCAAGGCUUAUGAAGUGCAAAGAGCCGUUUCUUUAUUCUCAUUAUCUGAGCCUCACACGGGAGGCAAUGAGUUGAGGCCAGCCGUCAGCCCUGUGCCUUUCCACACACCGCAGACUCCCCGCACAACCCCUACUUUUACCAGUGAAGAACCUUCAAAUGACCUGCCUGGCCGUCUGUACCAUCUAGAAGUCAUGCUGAAACAGCUAAACACUGAUCUGGAAAAAGAGAAACAGGACAAACAAACAUUGUUAGCAGAGAUGGCUAACCUGAGACAGAAUAACCAGCGUCUGCAGGAGGAAUCUCUUUCAGCCAGUGAACAGCUCAGAAAAUUUAGUCAAAUCUUGUCUACUACCUUGCCUGAGAGGAAGUGACCUCAUCGCUUUCUCUUGCUGUGCGAUCUGGACGAAGAGACGAUAGAGGAGAUCUUGCGUACCUGUGCUUUUCCUAAUGUGGUGCGGUCUGUGCCAAAAGCUGUUCAGAUUCAGUUUUAUUCACCCUGUACAUCCAAUGUCCCGUUCCCGUUUUGCUAGUGAGCAAAGAAAUACCUGCCAGUUCAUCCUCUCUCACCACACACACAUCAACCUGUGAGCUUUAUCAACACACAAAUAAGGGAGAUUGAGACGAAAACUGGCUUUAUGCUGGUCUGCCCGUUGACUUGAGACUUAAAGCUUUAACUGAAAGCCGGUACAGAAGUACAAAUGUCUAUUUUUAAAAAGACACACGCAUAAUAAGUCCAACCUUGAAAAGAGCAAGCUUCUCAUCAAAAAGAAAUCGAGACUAUUUUCACAUUGUAGAUUUAUUUUUGUAAUCGAGGAGUCAAGACGACACUUGAGACGUUAAAAUCAGAGAGGCCUAUUGCACAGUCAGCUCGACAGCCAAAUAACAACAUGCAUCAGAAAAGCAGAGCAACAAACGAAAAUCUACACUUGAGCCAUGUAAGAGAGAUCCUGUGUUAAAACUACCUUUCCCAGCAUGCAACACUGGAGCAUGCUCAUAAACAUGGUACUGCAAAUUUCAGAAGAGGUACAGUGCUCUGGGAUUGACUCUCAGAUAAUAUCACUGUUACAUGUGCAGGUACAUCAAGCGUUAAGAAUAAACACUGUUGUAUAUUCACAUUGUGUUAACUAUGAUUGUGCAAACUUUGAUUUCUAAUAAGCAUUCUCUCAUGCUUCAUUUUUGUAGUUUAAAACAGACUUUUUCCAUUUAUUUUAAACCUGAAAUGACAUAAUAGUGACUGAAGCUCCUUUGCAAUAAUUGCUCUGUAGAUCUCUACCACAAUUCUUUAGUUAGCAGUGAACUGUUUAGGAACAAAAACAAUAUACUAAAACUGUGAUGUUACACCCAAGUCUUUGAUCAUAUCUCUGUGCAUGGACAUCAGUCAGUAGUUAAGUAAUAGUGUCAUGCAACAGGAAAUGCCAUUCGCUCUUUAGGUCCGGUUUUGGCAUAGCACUGUGUGUAACCUUGGGCUGUUCUGUCAAAUUCAGACACUGUAUAUCUAUAUGCAAAGCUGACACUAAGAAACUUGUAGUUGGCUGGGUUCCAUACAGACUCUAUUUUUCUAUUUGUAUGGUUUUAGUUCAGGUUUAUAAGGUUAAAUGACUGUUGGCAAUAGAUGGCUGUUUUCAAAGUAGAUCAUUAUGUUUACAUACAAGGACCUCUUUAUUCUUCAGACUGUAGAUGGUUAAGUGCUCUGGAGGUCUCUCUUUUCUCCCAUUUGUAACGUACGAGUAACUGGAUUAACAAUCAGGCUGGAUGUAAUUUGGUUUUUCAUGUACCCCAUGCUAUUCUGUACAUGUCUGCCUUAAGAGUGGUCGGGAAGUCUAACCAGUGAUGUGCUGUAAUUUACGACUCCUAUCAGCUCUCUUCAUCCCUUUAACCUGAUCCAACUGGAUAAUAUCUCCUCCUCUCUCAGGAUUCAUAAGCUGCCCCCUAGUGACCUGACCUAUUCCUCUUCUUAACUAUUUAUUAAUGUCAAAGCAAAAGCACUGCGGCAGUCAGUUAACUUUAUUGUAUUAUUCGUUGCUGUCAUCGUAGCUGUAAAUGAAAAAAAAAUACGGUAACGCUUUACAAUAAGGUUGUGUUUGUUAAAAUUUGUAAAUGCAUUAGCUAGCAUGAACUAACAAUGAAUAAUAUAGUUUUUGAAAAUGUGUUCAUGUUAGUUCAUGCCAGUACAGUUAUUCAUGUUAGUAGUCUAUUGUGCAUUAACUACUGUUAACAGUUACAACUUUUCAUUUAAAAAAAUGUAUUCGUAAAUGCUGAAAUUAACAUUAACUAAGAUGAAUAAACGUUGUAGAGUUAUUAUAUUGUACAUGUUACCUAAUGCAUCAUUAAAUACAACGUUAUUGUAAACUGUUACCGAAACAACCAUAUACACAUGCCUGUGAAAGUAACUAUUAUAGUAAAACUCAAAGAUUCAUAUUUUAGUUUUUCAUGGGGUAAUUGUGAGAUAAAUAAAACAAAGACAUCAGGCAUUAUUCAUUGCAGGAUUCCUUAGUGGUGUAUUUGUACAUAGGGUGAUUUUUAUGAAGCUUUGAACUGCAAAUAGCUAACAUUACUUGUUUCAUCUCCUCAUCGUAAAUUAUAAGAAAAAAGAAACGCUGUAUACGUACAACUGUAUACGUUUUGGAAAUAUUCAGUCACAUGCCAUCCAUCACACUUUACUAACUACUACAGUAUAUGACGCAUUUCGGCCUUUCAUGUUACGAUAAGCUGUUUUGUCCCCCUGUUCUGCUGUGACUACAAGAAUUGAACCCACUUUAUUUUGUUGUCAAAGUGGGAGGUUCUUUGGACUCUUGGUGUCACGCUCAGUUUUAGGUUACUGGGUGUCAUAUCUACACCAUGGAUUAUCUUAUGAUUUCUGUUUUUUAGUUGGGUGAAGGUGUUUUAAUUAAGUUUUUUUUUUUUUUUUAAGAUGAGUAAUAUACUUGUGAAUGUGCAUCUGUGUUGCGCAUUUAUGAAUCAAAGCAAAUUAUAUAGUCCAGCUGUUAUAUUUGAAGGUUUAUUUUUAUGUGUAAUAUUUCAACUAUUUAUUUUGAUUUUUCUCUUCUUUUUAAAUGCAUAAAGACAAGUUCAAAGUGAAUUUGCAAGAUUACAGAUUUGGUAACAUUAUUGAAGGGUACCGAGUUAAUAACGGAGAUAAUAUUUUUUAGUCUGUUCUUUAUAUUUUGUUUGAUUCAUGAUCUUUUGUACAAAGCUGAUUUUGUUAUCCUUUUUGUUGUUUAUUGUAAGCCUUUUUUCGUCUCUGUUUCCAUUGGCUUUAUGCAUGAAACAGUGGCUCCAAUGCCUUGAUUUACUAUUGAUAACUGAUCAAUCUUUCAGUUUUAUUUGGGGAUAUUGUAUCAAUGAGUGUACAUUUAAUAAGUGUAAAUUAUGUUUUCAUUAUUUUAUAAAAAAUAUAUUAAAAAUAUUUCAUAAUGA
Paramisgurnus dabryanus is the source of this 8635-nucleotide messenger RNA. The record is from RefSeq and is a predicted model, not a curated record. Lineage: Eukaryota; Metazoa; Chordata; Actinopteri; Cypriniformes; Cobitidae.